Messenger RNA from Fundulus heteroclitus (mummichog), 1515 nucleotides. It is a transcript of the gene leprotl1, whose product is annotated as leptin receptor overlapping transcript like 1. Gene Ontology annotation, cellular component: endosome. NCBI's taxonomy places the organism in Eukaryota, Metazoa, Chordata, Actinopteri, Cyprinodontiformes, Fundulidae. Gene Ontology annotation, biological process: late endosome to vacuole transport via multivesicular body sorting pathway; negative regulation of growth hormone receptor signaling pathway. The transcript is spliced from 4 exons. The record is from RefSeq and is a predicted model, not a curated record. The coding region runs from base 115 to 513 and encodes 132 amino acids.
UUGAAUGCCGCAGCUUCGUAGCUCUUCAUCCGAAGAGGAGGAGAAGGAGGAGAAGAAGAGGGGGGUACUGUUGUCAUCCGUCGGGGCAGUGUGUCGAGCUUUUGUCCAGGAGAAAUGGCCGGGAUUAAAGCUCUCAUCAGCCUCUCCUUCGGAGGGGCCGUCGGCCUCAUGUUCCUCAUGCUGGGAUGUGCUCUACCGGGAUACAACAGUGAAUACUGGCCUUUGUUCCUCCUCUUCUUCUACGUCCUCUCCCCCAUCCCUUACUGCAUCUCGCGGCGGGUGGUUGAUGACACAGACUCUGCCAGUAACGCCUGCAAAGAGCUGGCCAUCUUCCUCACGACGGGCAUCGUCAUCUCUGCCUUCGGCCUGCCCAUCGUCUUCGCUAGAGCUCAAGUGAUUGCCUGGGGGGCGUGUGCGCUCGUGCUAACAGGUAACGUAGUCAUCUUCGGGACCAUCCUGGGCUUCUUCCUGGUCUUCGGAUCCAACGACGACUUCAGUUGGCAGCAGUGGUAAAACGGCCUGAUGAGGCAGAGCAGCGGGGGAUGGGGGGAGGGGUGGGGUGAGGGGGGUACCUUAGUCUGAACUGUUUUUAUUAGCAUUACAAUUAUUAUUAUUAUUAUUAUUAUUAUUAUUAUUAUGGUAUUACUGUUUGGUUGUUGUUGUUGUUAUUUAUAUGAGGACCACCCAUCCAUAGACUUACACCAAACCAGUGCAAUACUGUUUUUUUUUUUAAAUGUCAAACUGACACGAGAACAAUGGAAAAUGCUAACUUAUACUCUGAUUAUCAUUUUUAUUUAUUUUUUUUUAUUUGUUUUAGCUUUUGUUCUCUGAAUUUUGUUCUGUGAGUUUUCUCCAUGUGUGCAUCGACACUGUGUUCACUUGAACUACUGCUUGACUUAAAAAGUCCAACAUGGCAACUUGGCAGUGGUAUUAAAGGGCGACAUUCUGCUUAAAUAUUUAAUUUUUUUUUACAUCUUCUGUAAAUGUAAAGUGACUCACAUUAAGGUUUGAAACUGGGUAUGAACCUGAGCGUGUUGGGGCAGGAAUCGGGCAAACAACCAGCAUCUUUUGAAGCUAUCACAUUUGGCUUAAAAGGCAUAACUCAUAAUUUUUAAGACCUUUUCCUUGUAGGUCUGUCGUUCUCUCCUUCAUUUGGCUCAGACACCAGGGAAAAAAAAAAAUUCUUUGUGUAAUUAUCAUGGGAGAACAUGCAGGAAGAUUGUUCGGAAAUAGUAGUUGUUGAUUUAAAGGGAAAAGCACACAGCAGAUAUUUAGCACUGACAGAGGAGACAGAAUAUAGAAAUUACUGUAGAAAAGCAUUUUCUUUUGCGAUAAACGUCUUGUCCACAAACAUAACCACCGUGGCCUCAGCGAUCUGGCUGUUAACUCCCUCCUGGCCGUGGUUUAUACUGUGUUGUCUCCUUUCCUCUCAGCCUAGGGUUGGUUGCUGCACUGAAAUCUGAGAUUGCAUUUAUUUUUUUCUAAUUCUGAAGAUUAAAAAAAAAAAAAAAGAAA